Molecule: messenger RNA, 1165 nt
Organism: Hibiscus syriacus
Lineage: Eukaryota; Viridiplantae; Streptophyta; Magnoliopsida; Malvales; Malvaceae
Product: mitochondrial outer membrane protein porin of 36 kDa-like
Exons: 6
Coding region: 95-925 (276 amino acids)
Biological process (GO): monoatomic anion transmembrane transport
Cellular component (GO): mitochondrial outer membrane
Molecular function (GO): voltage-gated monoatomic anion channel activity
Source: RefSeq, a predicted model, not a curated record
UUGUAAAAUAAAUUAGUAUUUCCUUUCCCUGUCAAAGUCAAAGAAACAUCCCGCUGCAGCCGACCCUGGUUUCUCUCAUUUUCUCGGAAGAAGCAUGGGAAAGGGCCCUGGUCUCUACUCCGAUAUCGGCAAAAAGGCUCGAGAGCUUCUUUACAAGGAUUACCACGGCGACCACAAGUUCACUCUCACUACUUACACUUCUAAUGGAGUCGCAAUCACAUCAACUGGGACUAAGAAAGCUGAAUUGCUCUUGGCUGAUGUAAACACUCAGCUGAAGAACAAGAACAUCACAACUGAUGUGAAGGUCGACACUAAAUCGAAUCUUUUCACCACAGUCACUGUAGAUGAACCUGCACCAGGAUUGAAGACCAUCUUUAGUUUUGUUGUUCCCGAUCAAAAGUCCGGCAAGGUUGAGCUGCAAUACCAGCAUGAAUAUGCUGGCAUAACCACCAGCAUUGGAUUGACUGCAAACCCUCUUGUUAACUUUUCUGGUGUGGUUGGAAACAGUUGUGCUUCUGUUGGGACUGAUCUCUCAUUUGACACAGCCAGUGGAAACCUUACCAAAUUGAAUGCUGGGUUAAAUAUCAACCAUUCUGAUCUCAUUGCUUCAAUGACAUUGAAUGAUAAGGGUGACACUCUUACUGCUUCCUACUACCACAUCGUUAGCCCAUUGACUAACACUGCAGUUGGCGCAGAGAUGACCCAUAGUUUCUCAAGUAACGAGAACACUCUCACGAUUGGUACACAGCAUGCUCUUGACCCAUUAACCACAGUGAAGGCUCGUCUGAACAACUAUGGGAAAGCAAGUGCACUGAUUCAGCAUGAGUGGCGUCCAAAAUCCCUCUUCACUAUAACCGGGGAGGUGGAUGCCAGAGCAAUUGAAAAGAGUGCCAAGGUUGGUCUGGCCUUGGCACUCAAGCCAUAAGGCAAUUACUCGUUGUGUGGAUGAAGGGAAGGCGGUGGUUUUGAUUUAAGAGAAAUAAUGUACUAUUGACGGUUUUGGUAUUGAUGAUUUUGGUUUUCAUGGAUUGUAAAAAUAAUUUAGUGGCCAACUUACUGAAUUUAGCCAUUUGUUUUUGUGGGAUUUCCAAGGGCAUACAUUUUUUGUUGAACAUGUUUCAUGUUGGCAAAUGUUAAUUUUUUGUGAAAUUUGAGUGUUGUUUUC